Molecule: messenger RNA, 690 nt
Organism: Ostertagia ostertagi
Lineage: Eukaryota; Metazoa; Nematoda; Chromadorea; Rhabditida; Trichostrongylidae
Source: the annotation of a GenBank genome assembly
AUGUUAGUGAACGAACAGGAAUGGUUCUGGAGCGAUUGGCAUCCACUGUUCUCGAUCUAUUCAGUUGUUCUCUGUAUAGGUGUACGGUUUUUAGUGGUUUUCUUCCUCACUUAUAUAGUGAAUCGAUUUACUGGCGGUGUUCGUCACAUCUCAUUCCAAGAGCAAUUCAUUAUGGCCUACGGAGGUUUGCGAGGUGCUGUUUCCUUUUCACUGGCUUUCAUGAUCAGCGACAAAGUUCCUGUCAAGAACACCAUAUUGUCGGCCACCUACAUGGUUAUACUUGUCACCGUGUUUUUACAGGGUGGAACGAUCAAAUCUUUGGUACGAUAUCUCAAUAUCCGAUUGGCCCGAAAAGAAGACAACUUUCGUUUGUUCAUGGAAUUCAACCGCGGGAUGAUCGCACACAUGACGCAAGGCAUCGAAGACCUUUGUGGCUAUAAGGAUCGAAGCGUGGCGCAUCAACUAAGCGUGUUUUCGAAAGCAUAUGUGCGACCACUCAUUCAAAGAGGUUACAAGAAUGAGCAAAAAGGAACGGAGCGUUUGGUUGAAAUGGAUCGAUUUGAGACGAUGAAAGAGAUGAGAACAAGUCCUUCGCAAAGUUCAUUCAAGCAACAGCAGACCGUAGACGAAAUGGCAGAAAGGUUGGCUCAAAUAAUUUAUCUCCGAGCAAGCACUCACUCGGGCCAGUAA